UGGCUUGACGCUAACCUUAAGCCUGAUCAGGCUGUCUUAGGGUUCUCAUACUGUGGUUGGGCCUGGAAACUCAAAGACCCCAAGGAUAAUGGCUAUGAUGCACCCACCGAUGGAGCGGCGAUAACACCCGACGGUUCUGUGACCUAUGAUGAGAUAAAUAAAUAUAUUGUGGAUAGCGGAGCAGCGACAUAUCAUGAUCCGGCGGUGGUCGGAUUUUAUUGCCACGACAGAACCACGUGGAUCGGGUAUGAUGAUAAUCAGAGUAUUGUGUCCAAAGUGAAGUAUGCUAAGCAAAAUGGUCUGCUUGGUUACUUCUCGUGGCAUCUUGGAGCUGACAAAGACGGCGGUCUCUCUCGUGCAG
Messenger RNA from Eruca vesicaria subsp. sativa (arugula), 361 nucleotides. The record is from the annotation of a GenBank genome assembly. Lineage: Eukaryota; Viridiplantae; Streptophyta; Magnoliopsida; Brassicales; Brassicaceae.